CUCUGCAAACUAGGGAAAAAAUUUACACUUAGCAGAUAUUGAGGGCUGAUUAUUUCUAUCACAGAAGCAUUUGGCUAUAGAAUUUCAAGGUUUAGUAAACUUGAUUUUCACUGAAUUUUUAGGUGCAUAACAGUAAAUCUACGGGCAUAUGCCGCCUGCAAGUUGUGUGGCAUCACCCAAAAGCCGAGAGUAAUGGAAAGAGCAGGCUGUUUGUAAUCAGGCAGAUCUGGCUUCUGUCCAAUCUAAAUCCUGUUAUUUAGACUAAUAUCUUCUCUUAAGUCUGUUAUUAAGUCCGAUUUCUGACGCUAUUAAGUUCGGUGAACAACCUUGGUAACUUAACCUCGGAACCACAGUUACUUCAUCUGUAAAAUAGGGAUGUAUGUAUGGUAACGAUUUUUUAACCACAACUUCCCAACUCUAAGAUGGUCUGAAAACAAUUUUUUGUGAGUUUGGCUCAGAAUCACUUGGCAGCAAAACCUGACUUGAAUUGAAGUUGAGGCUUCAUUCAUCCCACUUAGUAUAUUCAAAUGUUUUGCUAAAGAAAUAAUCAUGAGGUGCUACUUCACACUGACUAGGGUUGUAUAUGCAUUUUAUUGCCUAUUUUCUAAAACACUAAAAAUGCUAAAUUCUGCCCCAGGUCUUGCCACAGAUGUUUCAGUGGACUAUGGGCCUGUGAGACCUUAAAGGGUUGAUUGAGUAAGGAUCACAGGUGAUGUCCGCAUUCUGCUUGGCAUGGAGUUAAGUGCUUGAUAAAUGGUGGUUAUCAAUCUGAUUAUGUAAAUUUAUGUAAAUUCAGUUCUCAAGUUUGUGGUUUUUUUUCCCCUCCUGGAGAAAUCUAUUCUAUUUUAAAGUGAGGAAGGCUCCAUGGAGGGCUGGUAGCUGGUAGCUGUUCACUUGUGGAACUUUCAGCCUGAGGCUGGAGCCCCUUCCUGGGAGUCUGGUCUUGUCCUCUCCUGACCACCCCCACACCCUUCCUCUAAAUUCCCUCCAUCCCUGUUUUCUCCCACUUGCCAGCUUUUGGGAGUGCACUGAAUCUCAGACUGCAAUAGAUAAACCCAAGAGGGACAGGCACCAGUAGCCUGAGCUUGCUUUCUCCCCUGGCUCAUGGGAAUCAAGCAGUAGAAAUUUUUAGUGAGUGUUUUUUUCCAUAGUGUGCUUACUAGUUGUGUCUUCCUGUUUUGUUAUUGUUGAUUUGAAUAAACCUGUUUACAAGGUAAGGGACUGAAACAAAUAGGUGACAGGAAAAAGAGCAGCAGGGUACGAGCUGGAGGAGUAAGUGGCUUAGCUUGCUCCCUUUCAGAAUGGAGGGCUGUAUGGAAAGGAGGGGUAGUGUUCUUGAAGAGUGUUGGGGUUUAAAUCUAGGGGGACUGUGUCUUGGCAUUGAUUGAAACUCGUGGCUUAACAUCAGCCCCCAAACUGUUAGUUGGACUGAACAUGACAUUUGGCAGUGCAGUUAAAAACCCUGCCUGCUGUAGCCUGGUAAUGGUCAGGCUAUGUGAAGAGCUGCUCUGGAGCUCAGUCCAGAGCGGGUAUUCUGUUUCUUUCACUCUGAAAUCUUGCCUCUCGAUAUUUUGAGAAGGAAGGAGUUGGUGAAUUGUUUUAAAAUACUCGAUGAAUGUCUUCAUUUAUUCAUUACACCAUGUCUGAAUAUAUUUAUGUGCCAGACGCUGAACUUUACUAAUAUUAUGGUGCCCAGUAAAUACUUGUUUUUACUAAUAUUUUUUAUGGCAAUAAAAUGACUUUUUCAGGAUCAUGUGAUUUAAAAGAUUGACCCUUUUGGCAAAAUACGUAUUCAUGAUAGGAAAUAUAUACAAAUAAAAACAACAUAGUUCACUUAAACCUCCCACCAGAGCCCAGGGUUCACUGUUAUCAUUCUGAAGUGACUAUGGAAUUUCCUAGAAGUGGAUAUGCCAUAUUUUUUUAACCACUCCUGUUAGAUAUUUGUUUUUUAUUUUUUUGAGAUGGGGUCCCACUCUGCAGUAUACAAUAUCAUAGUUCACUGUAACGUGUAUCUCCUGGGCUCAAGCGAUCCUCCCACCUCAGCCUCCUGAGUAGCUAGUCUUGAGUAGCUAGACUAUAGGUGGGCGCCACCACACCUGGCUUUUUAAAAAUUUUUUUAAAAACUUUUUUAUGAACACAAGGUCUCACUAUGUUGCCCAGGCUGCCCUCAAAUUCCUGGGCUCAAGUGAUUCUCCCACCUUGGCCUUCCGAAGUGCAGGGAUUACAGGCGUGAGCCACCGCACCCGGCCCUGUUGGAUAAAUGAUUCCAGUGUCUCCCAAAAAGAACUGUUGUGAGACUGUGGGGUGAGGGGAGGGAAGGGGCAAAUAGGAACCCGCCGUAUUUUCCACUCCCUGUGGGCCUAAAACUGCUCUAAAAAAUAGUCCAUGAAAAAAUACACACUACAAACAGCAACUCUUUCUGAUAUGCUUGCAUUUAAAAUAAGGCUUUUUCUCCCUUUCGGAAAAACACAGUCCUUGUUUGCUUUAGGGAAGAGUAGAGGUCAGUGCGCUGCAUUCCAUUAAUUUCGAAGGGAAAGAUGACAAGACAUCUUGAAAGGAAUGGCUGGCUUUCUAGAGAACAGUAGAGGCUUAACAGGUGUCAUAGAAAAACCAGGGUUGGACAGUGGUAGUAAAACGGCAAAACAGAUUUUAUUCAGAAAAACUACCGCAGUAAGAGGAGAGAGACCUCGGUACAGAACUGCUCCACUCCGAAUGCAAAGAAAAGUAGGAAUUGAUGGCGGGGGAGCCGGAUGUCAGUGGAUGGAAAAUUAUUACGAGGAAACACAGGGGUGUGCAUUCUUGAUGAAGGCAGGCCAGAGUUAUCAGACAUCACCUGAGGGAUGGAGGGGGAUGUGGAACCUGAUCGGCUGUCUAGGGUGAUCAGAUACUGAAGUUGGGGGAUUCUGGUCAAAUCAAUUUAGCAGGAUUCUUGGUAAAAGUGGGCGACGCAAAGACAGACGCGUUGAAUACAAAGUCCAGGCCUUGUUGGGAAGACGAUUCAGCGGAGCCCGAGUAGAGUUUGGUCUAGGGAGACUCUGUCACUGGGAGGACGAGCGAGCCGCUCGGAAGUGCUCUGGGUUCCCUUAGCGGCCAGUGGGUUCUGGUGAGAAGGGCAACAGCGGGAGGAGGGGCCGGUGCGGAGCGGGAGGCCGGGGGCGGGGCUGCGGGGCGGGCCCGUUGUGGGUCGGCCCAGCGCGUAUUCGAAUAGAGGGCGAGCCCGUCCCGCCCCUCGUCGGGCGCUUCCCAGAUCUGCUUGAGUCUAUGGAGGAAAAACUCCGGGGGGUCCGCGAUUCCCAUGGCCGCAGCCGCCUGCGGCACCAAAGCCAUGGCCCUCUUCAAGCGCACCUUGGUGCUGAGUCCCGCCGCGGCGCCCAGGGGCCCGGGCGCAGGCACCGCCCCGCGGGGCUGCUGCUUGCCUCCUGCCGCCUGGCCCUGCAAGGACUGGUCUCGGGGAGAGGGCGGCAGGCUGUGGAGCCGCCUGCCGCAGUCCCACUCCCACUCCUGCUCCUCGACGUCUCCCACCGCCGUGUGUGUUGUCUGCCCGCAGGACUCGCUCAGCAGCAGCCUGAAAACUUGCUACAAAUAUCUCAAUCAGACCAGUCGCAGUUUCGCAGCUGUUAUCCAGGCGCUGGAUGGGGAAAUGCGCAACGCAGUUUGCAUAUUUUAUCUGGUUCUCCGAGCUCUGGACACACUGGAAGAUGACAUGACCAUCAGUGUGGAAAAGAAGGUCCCGCUGUUACACAACUUUCACUCUUUCCUUUACCAACCAGACUGGCGGUUCAUGGAGAGCAAGGAGAAGGAUCGCCAGGUGCUGGAGGACUUCCCAACGAUCUCCCUUGAGUUUAGAAAUCUGGCUGAGAAAUACCAAACAGUGAUUGCCGACAUUUGCCGGAGAAUGGGCAUUGGGAUGGCAGAGUUUUUGGAUAAGCAUGUGACCUCUGAACAGGAGUGGGACAAGUACUGCCACUAUGUUGCUGGGCUGGUCGGAAUUGGCCUUUCCCGUCUCUUCUCAGCCUCAGAGUUUGAAGACCCCUUAGUUGGUGAAGAUACAGAACGUGCCAACUCUAUGGGCCUGUUUCUGCAGAAAACAAACAUCAUUCGUGACUAUCUGGAAGACCAGCAAGGAGGAAGAGAGUUCUGGCCUCAAGAGGUUUGGAGCAGGUAUGUUAAGAAGUUAGGGGAUUUUGCUAAGCCGGAGAAUAUUGACUUGGCCGUGCAGUGCCUGAAUGAACUUAUAACCAAUGCACUGCACCACAUCCCAGAUGUCAUCACCUACCUUUCGAGACUCAGAAACCAGAGUGUGUUUAACUUCUGUGCUAUUCCACAGGUGAUGGCCAUUGCCACUUUGGCUGCCUGUUAUAAUAACCAGCAGGUGUUCAAAGGGGCAGUGAAGAUUCGGAAAGGGCAAGCAGUGACCCUGAUGAUGGAUGCCACCAAUAUGCCAGCUGUCAAAGCCAUCAUAUAUCAGUAUAUGGAAGAGAUUUAUCAUAGAAUCCCCGACUCAGACCCAUCUUCUAGCAAAACAAGGCAGAUCAUCUCCACCAUCCGGACACAGAAUCUUCCCAACUGUCAGCUGAUUUCCCGAAGCCACUACUCCCCCAUCUACCUGUCAUUUGUCAUGCUCUUGGCUGCCCUGAGCUGGCAGUACCUGACCACUCUCUCCCAGGUAACAGAAGACUAUGUUCAGACUGGAGAACACUGAUCCCAAAUUUGACCAUAGCUGAAGUCCACCAUAAAGUGGAUUUACUUUUUUUCUUUAAGGAUGGAUGUUGUGUUCUCUUUAUUUUUUUCCUACUACUUUAAUCCCUAAAAGAACGCUGUGUGGCUGGGAACUUUAGGAAAGUGAAAUGCAGGUGAGAAGAACCUAAACAUGAAAGGAAAGGGUGCCUCAUCCCAGCAACCUGUCCUUGUGGGUGAUGAUCACUGUGCUGCUUGUGGCUCAUGGCAGAGCAUUCAGUGCCACGGUUUAGGUGAAGUCGCUGCAUAUGUGACUGUCAUGAGAUCCUACUUAGUAUGAUCCUGGCUAGAAUGAUAAUUAAAAGUAUUUAAUUUGAAGCACCA
This is a messenger RNA of Pan troglodytes (chimpanzee), 5061 nucleotides long. RefSeq names its product farnesyl-diphosphate farnesyltransferase 1 (gene FDFT1). The transcript is spliced from 7 exons. Gene Ontology annotation, cellular component: endoplasmic reticulum membrane. Gene Ontology annotation, molecular function: squalene synthase [NAD(P)H] activity. Gene Ontology annotation, biological process: farnesyl diphosphate metabolic process; cholesterol biosynthetic process. NCBI's taxonomy places the organism in Eukaryota, Metazoa, Chordata, Mammalia, Primates, Hominidae. The coding region runs from base 3296 to 4702 and encodes 468 amino acids. The record is from RefSeq and is a predicted model, not a curated record.